AUGGGGAAUAGUGACAGUAGAGCAACUUUUAGGGCAUGAGUUCAAAUAAAUCUUUCGCACAAUCACCUAUUUUUAUUCUUUUAUUUUUUAAUCUAUUUUGAAUUAAUUUUUAAGGAAAUAAUUCAUAUUAAUUAUUUCAAGGUAAGUUGAGAUUGAAUAAUACCAUAAAAUUUUUACAUUAAAAAUAGUCCCAAAAUUAUACUAAAAAACACCCAAAAAUUUUUAUGGUGCCGGCGUCAUGCAGGGGAACCCUUUUAGAGACACAAUUGAUGGUUUACUAAAGAACAACAUCAGCGAACUAGACGGGAGCUACUGAAUUGAAAUUUUUAAAGUCCCUGAAAACGUUGAAGAUAUUUUUUUCGUGUUUACCCCAACUCUUAUAAAAGAAUUACUCAAUAAGCAGCCAUCAAACCUAGAAAGAAUGCUUAGAAUCGCUACCAAUAUAAUUCAUAGUGUCUCAAAACAAGAAGCAGAAUUCGAAAGAAUUGUUACGCUAAAUUCAUUAAGAAUCAUUUCAAGAAUCCUCCCCAUUCUUUUGGAAAUUGAAGAAGGCAGAAAAAUGUUAUGGGAAAAUAGCACAAGCUUUGAUAUCGUUGAUGGAUUAUUAGGCUUGCUUUUUACUUACAAAUUUGGGACUAGUUGUUCUAGUUUUCUAAGCCCUUAUGAGUUUGACAUAAAUAGAUUGUGAAAUCCUGGCUUAUAUGCUCAAGAAACUUCUUAUUCAACGAUGCAAAUAAACGAAAAUCGAAUAGAGAUUUUAAGAGGAAUUUUGGCUUGCUGCUCUCAAACUUUAUAUAAUGAUAUCAAUGAGGCUGGGAUUUAUGCAAAUCCUUGGUCAUGGAUGAUGACUUCUAAUGAGAUGAGAUUUGGGAAAGACUUUUUUUUUAGCCUAAUAAACACAAUAUUUGCAUAUCCGGCAGAGAAAUUUAAUUCUACCAUCUCUGAUCCAUUUGGAAUGAUUGAAAAAGAAGCCUCACUGUCUUGCCAAGUUCUUAUAGCACUUUUGGACUCAAAAACGCCAAAUCAGCAGCAAAUACAAGAAAAUCCGGAAUUAAGAGCAGCCCAUGAAAUCCUGCAAAAAUUACAUUCUGAGCUUCAAGGACUCUCAGCUGAGCUUUCUCCUUUGAAGCUGGAGAACGCCUUUAUGACUUAUCUAAAAGAAAUCAAUGAUCCAUCACAUUUUAAAUUUCUUGCAAAAAGCUUCAGUGCGCAGCUUAAUACAGUUGUUGCUUAUAAUUCUGCUUAUUUAUUUAGCUCGAUUAAUGAAAUCCCUUUUUAUCAAGAAUUAUUGGUACUGCUCUGGCAAUUUAUUGAUAAUACAAUUUUCUAUUUAAAUUUGUAUAUAUUCUAAAAAAGAUAUGCUUUAUUUUUUAUGUAAAUAAAAAAUUGGCUUCUGAAUGCUACGAUUUUCUAAAUCCAAAAUUGAAUAAUCCAAAUUUCGAAGAAUAUUUAAUAAAAAAGAAAUGCAUUUUUAAGAUUAUUGACAUGCUUAUUUUUUCUAUAUGGAAUUUAAAGGAAAAUCCAGGGAAGGUAGGAGUUGUGCAGCUUUGCAUUUUUAUUCUGCUGCACUUGUCAAGCCAUAGAGAAUACUCAAUUAAGCUGGCUGAGCCAUAUGAUGGGCACCUCAGCUUAAACAUUCAAGGGGCAGAAUAUUAUUAUGACUUACUUAUUGGAGUUUUCCAUAAUAUCAUUCUGAAUCACAGCUAUUUAAUUGAAGCAGUUUCUACGAUAAUGAUCAUUAUUCUUAAUCAUUCAGCAUAUGUAAAAAAUAUAAGCAGUUCAUCAGCUAUAAAACUUUUUGCUAUUUUUGAAUAUUUCUCAUCAAAAAAAUUUUUACAUAAAGAGCCAGGAAAUUAUGGAUAUUUAUAUCAAAUUUUAGAAGUUUUUAACCAUAGGCUUCAAUACCAAUGAGACGGGAGUUUACAUUUGAUAUAUUUACUCCCCCAUCCCUCCUUUAAAUUGGAACAAAAUAUAGCAAAAAUUUUCAUAUUUUCGGUGCUUUAACCUCUUUUAUUGGAACAAUUUUUUUAACAGGACAAUUUAUAGGCUAGCAUGUGACCUAAUUUAAUGGAAAAAGUGCAAGUAGAAUAUUAUUUAAUAUCUUUCACACUGAAUCAAUUAAUUUGUUAAAUUAAUUCUUUUAAAAUAAAUUAAAUCCAAAUAUUGAGCUCAAUUUAUAUUUUUUAUUAAUUUUAUAAAAGUUUUUUAUAGGAGAAAAAUUAAUAUAGAAAAACUAACCUCUUUUAAAUUAGAGAAGGAUUUUUGCUCCAAUUUAAAAAGGGAAGGAGUUAAUUAUUAGCAAAAGAAAUGUUUUUGACAGACUUAUCAAUAUGAAAUUUGAUCAUCAUAUUGAGUGUACAUGAGAAGCGAAUGAGGACUGGUUUGGGAAAUGAAAUACAUAAAAUGCCGUGGUAAAUUAACCUCCCUCUUAACUCCUUUUGACAACAUCUGAAAGGGUUACGGAACCUCGAGGAUGGGAGGGUGGUGUUCGAUAUGUAUAUCCGAUUAGGUUUGGUGAAGCACAAUGCUGAUCGACCGUAAGCUUUACUCCAAUGCCAAGUUUUUACCUCAGAGGGAGAUGGUCCGUAAGUUGGAAAGGGGUUUCCCAGAGUGUCACUGGCGUUCAUCUUGACCAAUUAGGACUAUUCCCAAGCGUGAAAACAGGUUUACGCUCUGAGCUGCAGAUUUUCAUCUUAACCGUGAGUUGACCAGAAAAUUCAACCCUUUUGAAUUUUCAAUGGUGAGCAACACUGCUGGCCUACAGCAUGGUGACCCAAACUUUUCGACUACCAGAUAACAUGCGCAGACCCAUGUCUGGUAAGAGCAAGACUUUGAAGGUCGUGCAACAAUUGUCGGCGAAGCAGGUGAGUAGAGCGUUAUGGAAGGGAAUAAGGAUCUUCGAAUCCUGACAGGGAGCUUUUCUAUAAUCUAAUUAAGGUUUAGAAAAUGGAAAAAUGAUUUACCUGUUGGCCUGAUUUUCCCUUUGCUUCAAGAUAUGUCACCGAGGAUAGAAAAACUUUGUGCUCAAAACAGUCAAAUUACAGAUGCAGAAAUCAUUGAGUUUUUAAAUGGAAGCACGAUGGUUGGAGUUUUUCCAGUCCCUCAUGCAUUAUUUUUUAGGAAAUUUCACGCAACCAAGCAGAUUCUAGCAUGGCUUACAUCUUUGUUAUGGGGAAUUAUUUAUAUUAGAGGGCAAGUCCUUCCCAUGUUUGAUUUCCGCUCAAUAAAAUUGUUCACAGUUUCUAUAAACUAA
Molecule: messenger RNA, 3253 nt
Organism: Blepharisma stoltei
Lineage: Eukaryota; Ciliophora; Heterotrichea; Heterotrichida; Blepharismidae
Source: the annotation of a GenBank genome assembly